Acanthochromis polyacanthus (spiny chromis) is the source of this 7668-nucleotide messenger RNA. It is a transcript of the gene carmil1, whose product is annotated as F-actin-uncapping protein LRRC16A. Gene Ontology annotation, cellular component: plasma membrane; lamellipodium. The record is from RefSeq and is a predicted model, not a curated record. Gene Ontology annotation, molecular function: protein binding. Gene Ontology annotation, biological process: regulation of Arp2/3 complex-mediated actin nucleation; cell migration. The transcript has 38 exons. NCBI's taxonomy places the organism in Eukaryota, Metazoa, Chordata, Actinopteri, Pomacentridae. Bases 579 to 4889 code for a protein of 1436 amino acids.
UCUGAAAUGACCCUGAUAUGUUUAAAGGUUGAUUCUGCCUAAAUCCUACCUCAUGAGUGACUUUGGAUGGAUUUAAGGGUUAGCAAUUUGCCACACGUGAAAGGCCACCAGGUGUCACAGUUGUGCCGUUUUUCUUUUCAACCAGCAUAAGGAACCUUGUGGACAACUGGAGGAAAGGAGGGAUCAGUGGAGUGUGACUGAGUGAAGGACUGGGCUCGUUGUCACUUUUUGGAUCCGUAUCUCCGACUGAACCCACCUCGAAUCACUUGUUUAGCCUCCUGCCGUCCUCCACACACUGCGGUGUGUGAGUGGGUGUGCAGACAUGUAGGUAUGGAUGUUGACAGUAACAGUUAGGUAAAGCAGCAGGGUGUCGACAGGUAAACCGCAGGAAAAAAAAGCACAAAAAACGGGACUACACCUUGGCCGUGUUUUUGUCUCCUUCCCCAGCCGGUUUGUGGCUCUCUCUCUACCCUCCACCCUCCAGCCGCUCCUCGUCUCUGCUUUAGCCGCUCCAGCUGCCCUUACCGGCGGACUCGUCUUCGGUGUUUACCUCCGUGGUGGUGGUGGAAAAAGAAGAAAUGUCGGAGGAAAAAACGGACAUUCCCAACGAACUUUUGGAGAGCGUGCGCGAGGCGGUUGGUCGGAAGGUGAAGCUGACCCUGAGGCGCAAAGUCCAGCUGGAGGUUAAAGGUGACAAGCUGGAGAACAGAGUGCUGGCUUUGGCUUCACAUCGAGCCUAUCUGCUGACAGCACGGGUUCCAUCCAAGGUCGAACACUCCUUCAGCUAUUUGGAUAUCCAAGGAAUCAGCAGCAACAAGCCCACACAGGUGGUGCUGGAGUAUGAACGGGGGCCAUGGAGCCUCCGGUUAGGCUCGGCAGAGGAAGUGGACGAGGUGAUCGCUCACAUCGGCAGCUGUCUGCACCAGAUCUGCCCCUCUGGCUCCCCUGUGAAGGUGAUGAGGAAGUUGACUUUGAAGCCUCCAGACAGGACAGCCGCCCUCCAGGCCAAAUGGGGCGAACAGGGCUCGGCUGACCUGGGACCCUGCGGCGGUUUCUCACACCAAUACUGGUGUGUUUGUGAUUACUUGGGUCUGCCGUACAGAGAAGAGGUCCAGUGGGAUGUAGACACCAUCUAUCUCACCCAGGACACCAGAGAGCUCAACCUGCAGGACUUUGUUCACCUGGAGAACAGGGAUUUGGUGGCGAUCAUCGCAGCUUUAGAAUACAACCAGUGGUUCACCAAACUCUCCACCAAAGACUACAAACUGUCAGCAGAUGUUUGUGACCAGAUUUUCAAAGUGGUGGCUCGGUCCAACAGACUGGAAGAGCUGGUUUUGGACAACGCUGGACUCAGAAGUGAUUUUGCCCAGAAACUGGCCAAUGCUCUGUCACAUAAUCCUGCCUCCACACUCCACACACUCAUCCUGAGCAACAACUCACUGGAGGACAAAGGUGUUUCUGCUCUGAGCGCUCAGCUCGCUAAACUGCCCAUGGGUCUAAAGCACCUGAACCUCUCCAGGACCUCCAUGUCUCCCAAAGGUGUAAACAGCCUCUGUCAGGCUCUCUGUGCAAACCCAGUCGUGGCCUCCACCCUCACACAUCUGGAUCUGUCAGGAAACUCACUCAGAGGCGAUGACCUUCAGAAUCUUCACAGUUUCCUGAGUCACUCUAACUGUCUGGAAACUCUGGAUCUAUCGAACAGCGACUGCUCUCUGGAGCUGGUGUGUGCAUCGUUGCUCAGAGGAUCUUUGAAGCACCUGUCUGUCCUCAACAUGUCAAAAACAGUCUUCUCUCACAGGAAAUGCAAAGAAAUCCCGCCAUCCUUCAAGCAAUUCUUCAGCUGUGCUCAGGCUUUGACUUCUGUCAGUCUGUCAGGAACCAGGCUGCCUCUGGAGGCUCUGAAGUCGCUGCUGCUGGGACUCGGCUGCAAUCCAAACCUCAGUGACGUGUCUCUGGAUCUCAGCUGCUGUGAGCUGCGUUCAGGAGGCUCCCAGAUCCUGGAGGGUUGUAUCGCCGAGAUCCCCAACAUUUCCAGUCUGGACAUUUCUGACAACAGUUUGGAUAUGGAUCUGACCACACUGCUCGUCUGGCUGGCCAAGAACCGCUCCAUCAGACACCUUUCACUGGGCAAGAAUUUCAACAAUAUCAAAUCCAAAAAUGUGGCUCAAGUCCUCGGCAACCUGGUUCAUAUGAUUCAAGAAGAGGAGUCGCCGCUGACCUCGCUGUCCCUGGCAGAUUCCAAGCUGAAGGCCGACCUCUCCAUCGUCCUCAAUGCUCUGGGCAGCAACACCUCUCUGACCAAACUGGACAUCAGUGGCAACUCCAUGGGAGACAUGGGAGCCAAGAUGCUGGCUAAGGCCCUGCAGAUCAACACCAAGCUCAGGACGUUAGUGUGGGACAGAAACAACAUUAGUCCUCAGGGUCUACAAGAUGUAGCUGCUGCUUUGGAGAAGAACUACACCAUUCGUUUCAUGCCUGUUCCCAUCAUGGAUGCUGCUCAGGCACUGAAGGCGAAUCCAGAGAAGACAGAAGAUGCCUUACUGAAGAUGGAGCAGUACCUGCUGAGGAACCACGAGACUCGGAAAUACCUCCAGGAGCAGGCGUACAGGCUGCAGCAGGGAAUAGUCACCACCACCACACAGCAGAUGAUGGACAUGAUGUGUGUGAGGGUCCAGGACCACCUGAACUCUCUGAGGUUCACAGAGACCAACUCUGUUCAGGAAGACAUGAAGGUGGCUGAGAACCUCAUGAAGGAUGCCAGGAACUCAAAAACACUGCUCCCCAAUCUGUACCACCUGAAGAGUGGGGGGUCCAGAGGAGCUUGUGUUGGAGCCAUUCAGGAUAAACUGGAGUCAAUGGCAGGAGAGGUGGCGAGAGUGAUGGAUGAACAGCUGCAGACGAUGCUGGUGUCCAUGGUGAACGCUGCUGAAGGCCUCUGUCCUCACGUGAUGAAGAGGAGCAGCCUUCAUCAGGAGCUGCUGAAGGCUAGUGCAGGAAGGAUGACUGUACCUCGCAGCUUCAUCACCACCACGCUGUUGGAGCAGUCUGGGGUCGACAUCAUCAACAAAAUCAGUGAAGUAAAACUCAGCAUUGCAUCGUUUCUGUCUGAUCGCAUCGCUGAUGAGAUCCUGGAGUCUCUGUCCAGAUCACAACAUACUCUGGCCGAUCACCUAAUCAGGAAGGACCAACCUCUGGUGCGUCAGGAGCCCCAUAUGGAGACGGAGGUCCUGGAUGAGUCGGUUCUGCAACCGGAGAACCACAACCAGGAUCAGAAACAGGAUCGGAAACACAGUUUGGAGGAUAUGGACUCUUGCACGAUGACUCCGAAAUCCAAGAGGAAAAGCAUUCUGGUCAGGAUGUUGCGACCUGUCUCUGUAGCAUUCGAGAUGGAAUUUGACCUGGACAAAGCUCUGGAAGAGGUUCCUAUCCAUGUCGAGGACCCUCCUCUUCCUCCUCCUCCUUCUGCUUCUUCACAACCAUUGGAAAGAAUGUCGCACUAUGGAGACCUCCCACCACCCCCUCCUCCACAGGACACAAAACCCAUCUGUUUGGGUGAGCUGCCACCUGUGGAGCACAAGACGCUGGAACAUCGCACCAAACUCCGCCCAAAACCCAAGAAGAGGACAAAACCUAGCCGAUCACCUCGGGCAGCUGCUGGAAGCUCUGCUUCAAAGGAAAUGGACCAGAACAGUGUCAUGGGGAAGCUGGAUGAGGGCCUGGAGGACUUUUUCUGCAAGAAAGUCAUUAAACUCAGCUUCAAACUUUCCUCUGUGAAAGGUCCAUCUUCCAGCACUCAGGAAGCAACGGACAAAAAACGUGAAUCCAGGAAAAGCGGCUUCUUCAACCUCAUCAAAUCCCGAACGUCGCGGUCGGAGAAGAGUCACGGAGCUGCCUCCAUCUGCCCACCUCAGCCUUCUUCGACCACCACCACUUCAGGCUCAUUGCCUGAGGAGACUCCACCCACAUCCCCGACACCACCCGUUAAAACCCCUGCAACUGUGACCGAGCCUCAUCCGGAGCUCCACAAGGCUCCAUCCUCAAACCACACAGAUUCUGGGACUGAGGUGUCUCCAACUGCCACUGAACCUGCUGAGGAGGAGACAGAGGAGGAGGUGGAGAGUAGGGAGAACCUGGAGAAGACGGAGAACGCAGAGAAGAAGGAGAACCCACACAUACCCCGUCACAUUGGGGUUCCUGUGAUGGGAAUGGACCUGAUGGCUGAGAUGAAAGCCAGACAGGAGAGAAUGGCUGGAAAGAAGCAUGAAUCAUCAUCAUUACUGGACAAGGUGGACGGAGACAAAGCCAAGUCAGACGUCCACCCCGCCGUCCCAGCAGACACUGAGGAGUCCAGACCAGAACCCACUCCCAGGUCCAAACCACCGAGCAUCACACCCAAACCACCACCACCACAAGUAGCUUCCCGCACCUCUGGACCCCUUAGUCCAACUAAUCCCAGGCCAAGCAGUGCCUACGUCACAGAUGACUCCAACGAGGCUCAGGCAGGUGGCUCUUCCCCCAAAGGACCACUUCCUGCUCCUCGCCUGAAGAGGGCGCCAUCAGAGCAAGAGCAAGAGAGCACUAGUAACCCAUCAGGACCUCUGUCUCCUCUGGAAGCUGAGUUUCCUGCAGAUGGAGAUGCGUUUGAGCCUCCCACUGCAGCAGGUACUGAGGCCGGCAGCAGGCAGUGGUCAUCCCUGAAAGGUUCAUCCAGUCCUCCAGCUGCUAAGGAGGAUGAACGAGAGCGAGCCAAGUCCCUCCCAGCAUACGUGAGGCCUCCAUCUGUGGCAGAUGUCAGUACAGCAGAGGAGGAGAUCCCAGCUUCAACCACUGAUCUGAAGUUUGACAACAAAUCAGAAGAUGGGUCCAGUGAUGACGUUCCUUCAGUUUGAUGCUGGGAAGAUGUUCUCAGUCUCUUUAAAUCCUGCUCGGCGGUCCUUUCAACAACCGACGAACUUUUAAGGAGGUCAAUCACAAACAUACAGAGCACACCAGUGGUGAUUUCAUUGAUUUUUUUUUCCAGACAACACUUUGGCACAGAGGACACCAUCAGUUAUUUUUCAUGCUGUUAUCGGUGGAGUUUCCUCCUGUUGGAUCAAUCCCAGCUGUCCGGCCAAAUGGAUGUCAAAACAGCUCCAUUACUGUCUCUGUCAACAGUUCAAGUAGGACCAUAAAGAGCAGAGCAGAUGGGUUUUAUCUGUGGUUGCUCAGAUAAACACGUCCAGCUAUAAAAAGCUCUCUUAGUCCAAAGCACUUAGCAGAACGAGUCUCACUUGUUUUUUUCUUGUUUUUUUUAAUAACUAUAAGCAGGUCCAGAUUGUAGCUGUUUGGUUUUCCAUCUGUCCUGCAGGUAAACUGUAGCUGGUACUUCAGUGAGCUCUACCCGCAAGAAGUCUGGAAAUACAAGAUCUUUUUUCUAUUCUGCAAAAAAAUCAUGCGUCGCCUGGAAAAUGCCAAAAUUAGAAGCAGCAACAAGUCACACUUAUGCCGUAUGACAGGCAUCACAAUGAUUUUCCCUCCAGCUUUCAAUAGAAAUGGCAAUAUUUUCAACUUUUCCAAAAAGUGGUUAAAUAUUCUACUAGUGAUAUCAAGACUUUGCAUCAUUAGAAAUAAUUUCAAAUAAACUGACUACUAGCUUCUCAGCGAAGUGCUGAACUUUUGUUCUAUUACACUGUAAAAAAAUCUCAUUUUUUCUUGAUUUAAAUAUGCCUGUUGGGUUGAGAUUAUUCCUCACGUUCCUGUUUCAGUUUAGCUUUAUUUAAGAAUUUUGCAGACAUCCGUGUCUUCAAAUAAGAUAGAAUUGGACAAGAAAAAAGUUGCCAAAAUGACAUGUUUACAUAUAAAUAAAUGUCUAUUACAUUCAAGCCAAAAUAUUACACACAGUGCUGGUAAUUUUUUAUAUUUCACAGUAUGCCUGUGAUUUAAAUGUGGUGUUUUUGGUGACAUUCCUGCACUGGUGCACUAGUAGCAAUGUGUUUUGUGUUCACCACCAAUGUUUGGUUUGCCGGAGCUGAUGGAAAUGGCGGAGCUACAGCAACUAGGAAUAUGAUGGAGGAAGAACCAAGGCAGCGUCCAAAAGGAGCUUGAGGUGCUCCAGAUGAAACAGAAUUUUCAGAGGAAGGAUGACAGUUUGAAAAGAUCAGUGAAUGCCUGACUGCAGGUCUAAAUCUACAAACGCUGCUGGAAAACUACAUCUGCGUUCCAAAUCACAUGUUUUUGUGUUUUAACCGCCCUCAGAAAGUCUACAGUUUCAUGCAGUAUGUAAACAAUGGAAAAAAUACUACUUUGUCAUAGGAAUGCACCUUUCAGUUUCCAUGGUCUGUAUGAAAUGAGCUGUCUUCUGUUUGUACACCGUCAGUGGCUCUAGUUUGUUUAUAUGCGAAUUAUGUGGCAAAACUGCGGCAAAGGAUUGUGGGUCAGAAUGGACAGAAAAGCAUGCAUGGAGUGGGACAAAUGGGUAUUUUUACAUGCUAUUUUUGACAUUAAAUCUGUUUCUGGCAUACUGUAUAUUAAGUUAAUAUGGAUAUUGGAAAACAGCCCAUUAACUGUAUUUGAUUUCAGCCAGUGUGAAAUGACUUCACUCAUUCAGAGUUUUUCUACAAAUUAAAAGACAGUCAUUUUUACUGUCCGUAGUUGGAACUGCUGAGAAAAUUUGUGAUGAUUACUGUAAAAACUGUUUCUGGCUAGCAAAAUAUUGGCUCUGACAUAAACCAAUGUUUUGAUAAAUGGCUAAUCUGUCAAUUAUUUUGAAAAUUAAUUGAUUGUCAGAAAUUGGUGAGAAAUAUCAAUCGGUGCACAAGAUGACAGCUCCAAAUGGCUUGAUGUGGCCACAACCCAAAAAUAUUCAAGUUACAGUCCUAGAUUAAGAAAGAAACUAGCAAAUAUUCACAUUUAAGAACCUGGAAGCAGAGGAAUUUUUUACUUUUUUUGGUUUAAAAAUGACUCAAAUCGAUUAAAUAUCAUGAUAGUUGAUGAUUAAUUUAAUAGCUAAUCAAAUAAUCUCCACAGCUCUUCAAGUACUGCUUAACGUCAUUCAGUAUAUUAGUAUAAAGCUCUAAUUUUCCUGAAAGAGCUCAUAAAUCAAACUAGAUGGCUUAUAAUUAAAUAGCACAGGCACCUCAUUUCUUAUCUUAGAAUGGUUCUCAACAUUAGGAUCUUUGCCAUCGCUGCGGCGUUCAUCCUACAUGAUGUGAACAAUAUGCUCUUCUGGGGACAUCUGGAUGUGUCAAACCCUGUAUUUAAAAUAUAAAAUAUAAUGUUUAAGGGAUCAGACUUUCCCUCCAAUCAGCUUUCAGCCCUCACAGCAGCUCGCUUCCUCACAAUCUGAUUUGUGUUGACGUCGUACUGCUGCACUUAUCGAUGUAUCCAUGUAAAUAUGUACUAGCAUCUGCUCCAGGCUGUGUUUAUAGAAUAAAUGGGGUUUAUAUCAGAUGUAACUAUGUGGAUUUAUAUUGUAUUAUGAGCAAAAAAGUCACAUUUUUCAGUCUUGUUAAAUGGUGUUGGGUUUUCAUUUUACGGGGAGAAUAUUUUUGUCACUUUUAUAAAAAUAAGAGUAAGUUUUUUUUAUUCACGUAAAAAAUAUGUUUUAUUGUUUAUACGUCAGCCUAAGAAUGUGAAGCUGUCAAAUAUUUCUGUUUGUGUGUUUAUACCAAUAAAUCCUGUUUUACUGGU